AUGGAGCAAAUGGCCGAGUGGCGGGUGCAGGCACAGGUGACUCCCUUUGCUAAACUGCUGUGGGAGGGAUUGAAGGGCGAGGGGGGGGGGGGGGGGGCUGUGCUGGCCGACUCCAACCUCCUCACUCCCAUCAUCCGCACUAACCUCCUCACUCCCAUCAUCCGCACUCACCUCCUCACUCCCAUCAUCCGCACUAACCUCCUCACUCUCAUCACCCGCACUAACCUCCUCACUCCCAUCAUCCGCACUCACCUCCUCACCCCAUCACCCUUCACUCACCUCCUCACUCUCAUCACCCACACUAACCUCCUCACCCCCAUCACCCGCACUAACCUCCUCACCCCCAUCAUCCGCACUCACCUCCUCACUCCCAUCACCCUUCACUCACCUCCUCACCCCCAUCACCCGCACUAA
Messenger RNA from Knipowitschia caucasica, 414 nucleotides. NCBI's taxonomy places the organism in Eukaryota, Metazoa, Chordata, Actinopteri, Gobiiformes, Gobiidae. The record is from the annotation of a GenBank genome assembly.